This is a messenger RNA of Bufo gargarizans (Asiatic toad), 2592 nucleotides long. It is a transcript of the gene FASTKD5, whose product is annotated as FAST kinase domains 5. The transcript has 2 exons. Gene Ontology annotation, biological process: regulation of mitochondrial mRNA stability; mitochondrial RNA processing. The record is from RefSeq and is a predicted model, not a curated record. Gene Ontology annotation, molecular function: RNA binding. Lineage: Eukaryota; Metazoa; Chordata; Amphibia; Anura; Bufonidae. The coding region runs from base 143 to 2464 and encodes 773 amino acids. Gene Ontology annotation, cellular component: ribonucleoprotein granule; mitochondrial matrix.
GUCUCUUCUCAGUGCAUGGACGGGAGGCGAUAGAGGAGAGCGGAGCGUGUAAGUCACCGGCGGAUGUGCCCGCCUAUGUAGACGGGGCCACUAUACACUAUAUAUACGCACUUGACGCCUCCGAUUCGGCACCUCAGGACCCAUGGCUACUGCACUAUGUCGAGGACUGCCAGGAGGAGUUUUCCGUGCAGCCACCUUUUCAUCCUUUUCCAGAUGGUCGAGCACUAAAACUCCAGAAAAACUUAGGAGAAUUACCGUUCAGCUUUCAUCUUAUUUCAAGAAGGUAGACGGCAAUGCCGGAGACCUUCAAGAUCUCGAUAAACCUUCAGGAUUUUCCACAACAAUCAGUGAUGUCAAGAAGGGACGGCCAGAACGUGACUACAAGCUGCCAUACCCUAAGAAGAAAAAAAAGCUUGCGUUGCCUCCACGUACUUGGGAUAAGUCAUCAGAGAAAUUUGAAAAGACCUAUAGAAAAACCAAAAACGAAAAUAUAUAUGAUGAUGUAGAAUCUUACGAUACAAUGGCCGAUCCAAGAGGCUUCCAACAAAAUAGACCGGAGUAUAAAUCUCUAUGCUUCAAUCCUGAACAUACUGUGAAUGUUUCCCUGGAGGAAAGUGAGACCCUUCUAGAGGCGGUGGCUUGUAAUGGUAAUCUAGCUCCUGCAGAAAUUUCAAAUUUUUUGGAGAAACUAAGUGGUCUACCUGAAGACCACAUUGGUGGACUAAAAUCAAAUAAACAAUUUGAAAAAUUAUGUAGCAACAGCAUGGAAGCCCUUCAGCUCUACACACACGGAGACCUAAUCCGUAUCCUCAGCGCCUUUGUCCGAUUCAAAAUACCCACAAGCCAUCCCAUACUCAAAGCUUAUGAAAAAGAGUUUUGUCGUCGGGUGUGGCACCUAUCCACCAAUGAGCUGCUACUGGUGGCGGAUAUGUGGCGAUGCCUGUCAUUCAGUGUCCCUAAAUUUUUGGACAUAAUGUACAGUUAUAUGCACUUACGUUGUAUGGACCUAAAUUUGGCACAGGCCAUCCAAUUAAUAUACAUAAUCGGUGAAGGAAGACGUGCCACCGAAGAGCUCAUGGAGAAACUUGAGGCGGUGGUAUUGAGAUAUCUCCAGAGCAUCAACCUCGAAGAAAUUGGUACGGUUUGUCUUGGCUUUUUUAAGACCGGUCAUGGACUAUCAGAGUACCUAAUGAGAAAGUUCGGUGAUAUGAUCGUAGAAAACAUAGACGACAUAAGCAACUACUCUUUGGUGAACGUCCUUAAGAUGUUCCGGUUCACCCGUGUUGACCAUCUAGACUUUUUUAGGCAGGUUGGACAGGUGUCUCGGAAACGUAUACCUGACAUGGGAAUUCAGGGUAUCAUGCAUGUUACCCUUUCCUUCGCCUCGAUGCAUAUUCUAGAUGAAGACCUCAUGAAUACGGUAGCUUCAGUUAUUCCAGAUCGUGUAUCUUACUGUAGGAGCAAAGACAUUGCCAAGCUGCUAUGGUCGUUUGGUAUUCUGAUGUAUAACCCACCAAACGCCGAUGUUUUUUACUCUGCCUUAAUCAAUGAAAUCUAUAAGAAUCUCCAAGAAUUUCUGAACUUUCCUGAACACUUCUUGACUUGUCUGAUGGCCCUGGCUUUCUGUCAGAGGUUCCCAUUAGAUCUAAUUAAGGUGGCCUUAAGUGAAGAAUUUCUCAUCCAGUCUACUAAAAUAAGCAUGUUUGAACUUAAGAAGGAUCUCUUCACUAUAGCGGGCAGUGUUGAGAUCGAAUGCCCUGAGUACGCCGGAGAAACUAUUUCCCCCCAGCUUCGGCAAGAAGUAACAGAAAUGCUCGUCCGUUUGUCCAACCAGGACAUAUACGUAAAGGAGGAGGCCCUCGAAGCUGCCUCGAUGUUAGAAAUCUUGUUGGGAGGACCAGAGUUUGUAAAGCACCACAUGAUCUUGCCUCAUAGUAGAUCAAAAGAUCUGGAGGUCCACUUUGAUUCUAACAACAAGCCCAUCCCAAUAAAUUUAGAGAUUCUUAAAGUGGCGCAAUCUAAGAAGAAGCCCAUCGGUGUUCACAUCACCAAUGAUCUCAUGAGUCAGUUACUGAAUAGAAACUUGAACCAAACUUGUGAUGGUACCCAGAAUGGUCCAAAGACUGGUUCCAGACCUAAGACUGCUGAAAUCACCAUAGACCUGCUGUCCCAGUUGACCGUGGGACGGAAGCGUAAUAAGAAACCUGAAACUGAGGUCAUUAAGCUGGCCAUUCAGGUUACUAACCGGAAUCACUAUUGUUAUGGCCAGAAAUGGCUCUUGGGUCUCCAUGCCAUGAAAAGGAGGCAGCUGCAGAAGUUGGGUUAUGUGGUGGUCGAGCUGCCUUACUGGGAGUGGUAUCCCCUCGCGAAAUGUUCCCAGUCAGAAAAACUUUCCUAUCUGCAUUACAAAGUGUACGAGUCUCUGGACCUGCGGGAGGUGAUGGACUGUUGUGUUGACUGCUGAUUACUUCGCGAUCCUACCUCCGGUGCAACAGUGCGGGCUCAUCGCUGACCCACCAGGACGGAAUGGACGGGAAUCAGUAUGGAGUCACAACCUAGUUCAUUCUUCAGUAACACAGUCCUGCUGGUGCC